AACUUCUCCCGCCAAGUUCCUCAGUCUGGAAUCAAUAUUCGGUGCAGGCGGUAAGCGGCAGCCCCUUCCUUGUGAAGUAUUGAUUUUAUUUAUAGCGCUGGGAAACUUAAGUAGCAUUGUUUGUUGGCAGCAUGAUGGCGUUUAUUUCCUCGGUUAUCUACUUCGUGGGCUCGCUCACAAUAGUAGCAUAUCUGUACGACAACCUAAAGUCCUUGUUUAGUAUCACCAAGGCGGUCCUGCUACCCUUCUUCCAGCCUCAAUUGCCAAAGACAUUGGUGGAAAAGUACGGCCAAUGGGCAGUGGUGACUGGUGCCACCGAUGGCAUUGGAAAGGAAUACGCCAGGGAGCUGGCUCGUCAGGGUCUCAACUUGGUGCUCAUCUCGAGGACACAGGCGAAGCUGAUUGCCGUCACCAAUGAGAUUGAGAGCCAGUACAAAGUGAAGAUCAAGUGGAUCGUUGCAGAUUUCGCCAAGGGACGCGAGGUGUACGAGCACAUUGAAAAGGAACUGGCGGGAAUUGAGGUUUCAAUUUUGGUUAACAAUGUGGGCAUGAUACACGAGCCCGAGACCCUUGACCAGGUGUCGGAGGAUCUGCUGUGGGACCUGCUCACCGUCAACAUGGGAUCGGUGACCAUGCUCACCCGCAAGCUCCUGCCCAACAUGAUUGGCCGCCGAAGGGGAGCCAUCGUGAACCUGGGAUCCUCCUCGGAACUCCAGCCCCUGCCCAACCUGACCGUCUACGCGGCCAGCAAGAAGUUCAUGACCUUCUUCUCCAAGGCCCUGGAGGCGGAGGUGGCCGAGCACAACAUCGACGUGCAGCUGGUGAUGCCCGGCUUUGUGCGCACCAACAUGACCGCCUAUGCUGACCAUGUGCUGCCCGGAGGAGUGCUCUUCCCCAACGCCUACACCUAUGCCCGGUCCGCUGUCUUUACACUGGGAAAAACGAGCGAGACCAACGGGUUCUGGACACAUGCGGUUCAGUACGCCCUCAUGAAGUUGGCCCCCGAGCCGGUACGCACAGUCUUCGCCCAUAGGCUCUUCGGCCGAUUAAGACUCGUGAGCCUCGAGGGCAAGCAAAAGAAACUAAGCCUAUAGUAACUUGUUAGCUUCCAAGUUAUAUAAAUACUUGGUUUUUAGUCGUUAGGCCUAAACUGUAACUAGAAAAACAAAUUUGUAUACAAAUGAAAUAAAUUAAAGUUUUUAACAAAAGAAAAGAGGCGACUAAAAAAGCCGGCUGCCAAAAA
This is a messenger RNA of Drosophila biarmipes, 1243 nucleotides long. RefSeq names its product hydroxysteroid dehydrogenase-like protein 1. The coding region runs from base 132 to 1094 and encodes 320 amino acids. Lineage: Eukaryota; Metazoa; Arthropoda; Insecta; Diptera; Drosophilidae. The transcript has 6 exons. Gene Ontology annotation, cellular component: endoplasmic reticulum. The record is from RefSeq and is a predicted model, not a curated record. Gene Ontology annotation, molecular function: oxidoreductase activity.